Uloborus diversus is the source of this 2227-nucleotide messenger RNA. Its product is annotated as scoloptoxin SSD14-like. Lineage: Eukaryota; Metazoa; Arthropoda; Arachnida; Araneae; Uloboridae. The record is from RefSeq and is a predicted model, not a curated record. Gene Ontology annotation, biological process: glutathione catabolic process. Gene Ontology annotation, cellular component: plasma membrane. Gene Ontology annotation, molecular function: glutathione gamma-glutamate hydrolase. The transcript is spliced from 11 exons. Bases 120 to 2021 code for a protein of 633 amino acids.
UAGAGAUGCAUUUUGUUGCUAAGUGAUUUUGUUUUUGCCGGUUGCUGUAAAUAUAUAAUUUUUUAAAAAAGUGACAAUAAGUUAUUUUAAGCUUAAAAGGUUUUUAAUUAGCAAUUAUAAUGAAUCGCGAACCUAGUGCAAGUAGGAGUACGCACGGUUCAUACGUGCAACUGAACACUUUCGAUGACAGGGAGAAUGCUUUUGUGCAAAACAAAGCAUCUUAUCCAACACUUCUACCUUAUGAAAGAUGCUUGUGCACAAAGCGAGAUACGAUUAUUGUAAUGGUUGUGCUGCUUGGUGCUUUUAUUUUAGUAACAACAUCAUUAGCUCUCGGGCUACCGAAGAUAAAUGAAAAACGACUCCAAUAUUUGGAUACUUCAUUUCCUGUAUCAGCAUCACCCAUAUCAUAUUUUGACAAAGCUGUCGUUGUGUCUGAUGGCGGCCCAUGCGCAAAAAUUGGCAAAGACAUAUUACAAGAAGGAGGAAGUGCGGUUGAUGCAGCUAUCGCAGCUUUAAUUUGUGAUGGUGUCGUAAAUCCCCAGAGUAUGGGCAUCGGUGGAGGAUUUCUAAUGACUGUAUAUAUUAGGGAAAGCAAUACUUCGUUUGUGGUUGAUGCUCGAGAAACAGCACCAAAAACUGCUUCACAAAAUAUGUUUGAUUCUAAUUCAACAUUAUCUCAAUUUGGUGGUCUUUCUAUAGCAAUUCCUGGUGAGGUGAAAGGAUAUUGGGUUGCUCAUCAAAAAUUUGGGAAACUUCCUUGGAAAACAUUAUUUCAACCAUCAGUCAAGCUGUGUAAUGAAGGUUUUAAAGUUUCUCGACAUUUAGCCUCUAAACUUCAAAAGCUUAGGGAAAGAAUUCUUGCAGAUAAUUCUAUGAGAUUAGAAUUCUUCAAUAAUGAAACACAAGACAUUUUAAAAGAAGGAGAAGUUCUUAAAAGACCAGUUCUUGGUACAACUCUGAAUAAAAUUGCUGAAAAAGGUGCUGAUAUUUUAUAUACUGGAGAGUUGAAAGAUCAGCUUGUUGAAGAUAUUUCAAAAUGUGGUGGAAUUAUAACAGCAGAAGACCUUACUAACUACAAAGCUGUUAUAAAACCUUCUGCAAAAGUACAACUUAAUGGCCCUGUAAAAUUGAUGUUACAUACUGUACCAACUCCAGGAAGUGGCCUGAUUCUGAGCUUCAUUUUAAAUGUGUUGAGUCACUACAACAUGACAGCUGACAAUUUUACAAAUACAGAUGAUGCUGCAUUGAUGUACCAUAGAAUUAUUGAGGCAUUUAAAUUUGGAUUUGCUCAUCGAAGCCAUCUUGGUGAUGAUGCAUUUGUUAAUGUUACAGAGGUCCUUUCAAAUUUACAAUCUAAAACAUACACUGAAAAUAUAUGGAAACAAAUAUCUGAUAUGGAAACCUUCCCAGUUAAUCAUUACAAGCCUUUACAAGUGAUUUCAGAUGAUCAUGGAACGGCUCAUGUAUCUGUUAUAGCUGAAAAUGGUGAUGCUGUUUCUGUCACAAGCACUGUGAAUACAUAUUUUGGAAGUUUAUGUCGUUCUUCUUCAACUGGCAUCAUAUUCAACAAUGGUAUGGAUGACUUCUCUUCACCCAACAUAACAAACUAUUUUGAUGUGCCUCCUUCUCCUGCAAAUUACAUUGAGCCUGGGAAAAGACCUUUGUCUUCAAUGUGUCCAACAAUAGCUGUAAAUAAUGAAGGAGAUGUUCAUAUGGUUAUUGGAAGUGCUGGAGGCACUCGUAUGAUUACUGCCUCUGCACUGAGCAUAAUUCGAAAUUUAUGGCUAUCCGAAGAUAUUAAGAAAGCAACUGAUGCCCCUCGCAUCCAUCAUCAACUACUUCCUAAUCAUCUUCAAUUUGAAGACACGUUCCCAAAGAUAUAUUUGGACAAACUGGAAGACUUUGGGCAUAUAACUACCAAAGAAAACCAAGGCAGCAUAUUCCUUGGCAUAGUGAAAGAAAAUGGCAAAUGGCAAACUAAUGUUGAUUUCAGAAAAGGUGGUUCAGCUGAAGGAUAUUGAACCAAAUGCCCUUAACUCAAAGUGAUGUGCCUUAACGCCACCUUCACCGUAGAUUUUCCAACUAAAACAAUAACUUUCAGAUGGGAGCGAACUUUUUUAUGAAGUAUUUAUUGCAACUGCAUAUAAUUUUUAAAUUUGUGAUGGGAUUUGUUUCUUGUCUGGAACAAUGAAAUUUGUACAGUAUUAAAACUUUUAUGUUUCUCUAA